GUCAGUGAUACGUUGAGACCACAGUUGACACGGUUGCAGUUGUUGCUACCUCGAUAUCCACGCGAUUUAGAAACUUUAAUGAUUGUAGUAUACGUAUAGGAGACGUUAAGACCAAGCCAAGAAAACGGCUGGAUUUCCACAUAAUUUUGAAGACAUAUUCGCGGCAAAGCCGUUAACUGUGUUGUUUGAGUUCUAUUUCAAACAGUCGACUCCGGAUUGCAGUUGUCGAUAAUAUUCAUCUGUGCUGUGUUUAUAUUUGGGAUUUAAUACAUUUCUCGCGGUUGUCGAAAGAAGACAGCCUUGAUGCCCUUAUCAGAGAAAAAGAUGAACUCCCCGACAGGGUUGCUGUUGGAUGGAGUUGAAAGGCGGAAGAUCAAGUCUGGCAAUUUUCAUGAGCUGUACACAGUUGGUUGUGAACUCGGCAGGGGCAAAUACUCAGUUGUCAAGAAAUGCACAGAAAAUUUUACAGGAAAAGAAUUUGCAGCGAAAUUUCUUAAAUUGAGGAAGAGAGGGAAGGACUGUCGGAAUGAAAUCUUACAUGAAAUUGCCAUCUUAGAAAUCUCAAAAAACAAUCCUCGUCUUAUAUCGCUACAUGAAGUUUAUGAAACAAGACACGAACUGAUUUUAGUUCUGGAAUUAGCGGCCGGCGGUGAAUUACAUCGUCACUGUGUUUGUGAAAAAGAAGAAACAAGUUUUACAGAACGUGACGUAGUGCGGUUACUCAAACAGAUCCUGGAAGCAGUGCAGUACCUUCAUGAAAGAAAUGUAGUACAUCUAGAUAUCAAGCCUUCAAAUAUUCUGCUAACACAUAGUCAACCAGCGUUUGGAGACGUGAAGCUUGUAGACUUUGGCCUUGCAAGGCUAGUAAAUGCCAACGAAGAGAUUCGGGAAAUUUUAGGCACCCUUGAUUAUGUUGCACCUGAAAUACUAAGUUACGAACCGAUCACCCUAGCCACUGAUAUGUGGAGUAUUGGAGUACUCACCUAUGUCAUGUUGACGGGCAUUUCACCAUUUGCAGCCGACGACAAACAGGAAACGUUUCUUAACAUCUCACAAUGUAAAGCAGAUUUCUCUAGCGAUCUCUGGAAAGACAUCUCGCCCCUCGCAGUUGACUUUAUCAAGAGGCUACUUGUUGUACAACCGACAAAAAGAUAUAAAAUGAAAGACUGUUUGGAACAUCCAUGGAUAAAGUCAUCAAACGAAAACAACAAUGCACAAGAACUGGGAACGAAAUCACCGUGUGGAGUCAGAAGAACGCUAUCAACAGGAAGCGACAAGGAGAAUGGGGUGUCCGUUAUUGAUGGUGCUGAGCCGAAAAGGUUUAAAAUGGAGGAAGUGCACAACGAAGAAGAAUCAUGCUGAGAAAAACUUUCCAAAAUGUUUCAAACAUUAAUAAAGUAUGUGGAAUAUUGACAUGGUUUUCACGCCAGGAAAGUCUGAGAAACUUUGACGUGGUUUUCACGCUAGGAAAGUACGAGGAACUUUGACAAGGUUUUUUCAUCAAUUUAGAAACUCAAAAACCGAACGAACUGACAAAGAUAGUUGGAAUGUUUAAAAGCAACAGAUUUUUCACUUGAAGUUAAAGGCCGCUUUUUUUUCUCGCCCGGACUACGUGGUGCCGAUACUCAACUAAACAAAGCCGAUACAGUGUAACUUAUAGUGACAUUUCCUGCAUGCUGAUUUGAUUCUUUCAAAGCUGCAGAUUAUUUUUUUUGUUUUUUGAAAAUUUGAUUUUCUGACAACUGUGAUAUAUAACAGGCUGAUUGGUUGAGCAAAUGAAAAAAUCAGUGUAAACUAGCCAAUCAGAAUAGAGAAUGUAAAAUGUAACCGGUAUAACUGCAACAAGUGUCCAUUGGUGGGUCAUACCAUAAUCCACACAAGGUAGGGCCAUUUGCAGUUACAUCGUACAUUUUAGUAUGAAUCACGACUUUGGCAUUCUGUGUGCCUUUGAGCUAAUUUAUAGUACCCCUAAGUUAGUCUUGUAUAUAACACCCCUAGUCUACUAAAAUAUUGCAUCCUUUGCCACCAUCUUUAAUAGCAGACACGACAACUCUCAUUUGAGAUGUACUGCAUAUUAUUACCAACUACCAACUGAAUGUUUGGUGGCACAAGAUUUCUAUGUAUGUAGAUAGCUUUCCAAUAUACUGUUUAACAUCAGUGAGAACUGUCAGUUCUUGUUUACCUCAUUUGUGAGUGUAGACGUAGCCCUCUCAGUUACAACACACUGAAUGAGGGUGCCGCAACAAAAACAGGUGAUUUUCUCACCCCCCAAAUACAAUCAGCGGUGUGUAUUAAGUGUUGGAGAUGUACUUGCAUCAAUUUUAUUCUAACCGUUUCAUUCAAAUUGUCUUAUUUCCAGAGCUCAUGGAUUUGAAAGAAAAGCCAGCUAUAGUAACAAUGUCAUUUAGUGUAGCUAUUGAAACGACAAUGUCGAUUACGCGACUACCAUUUUUUCUUUCCAAACCAUGGAUUCUUGAAGUAAAGACACAGCAACGUUCUUGCCCAGCUGCGUUUGCAAUUACACAACUAACCCACCUCUCCCAAUCCUAUUCAAAAUUUAGUAACCCCCUCCUCCCUGGACAAGUUUGUGUGUUUUAAUUCAAACUGGUAAAAAAGAUGUUACAUCAUCAAAAUUAAAUUCCAAAAAGUAACAGAAAUCAAAGAGUUUCUGUUUUGACCUUUUUGAUGUAAGAAGAGUAUUGCUAUAACAGUAAAUACCGUACAAUGGCCGUUCGGCUUGCAAGAGAAUCCUCAUGAACUUCCUCCUCUAAUCGUUGUGUUAUUUCAAAUUCAUAGGGUAUGGAAUGUUGCUGUUGCUAACAAAUAAUAAAAUAUUUAGUUCCCAUUAUAUUAUGUGCGGUGGUGUUGGGGGAGGGGUUAGCCUCCUCUGCUCCCCUUAAUUGUAUUUAACUUCAUUUCAAAAUGCAAAAUGUCAUCUGGUUGAAAACAUGGCUGGUUAACUGUACUGUAUAUAGCGUGAUAUUGUUAGUAUAGCUGUACAUAAGCAAAAUACUACAUACAACCCUGUAUAAUUUUAUGCCACAACUCAGGAAAAGAAACACAAACAGCUUUUUUUUUCUCCACUAUAUUUUGUACACUACUGCUAAAAGUAUCAGUAGAAAAGAACAAUAGCUUUUAGAUUUUCAAUGAAAGCCAUGUUUUUUGCCAGUAUCAUAUUGCGUUUAAUAUAAUACAAUUUUAAUAUACACGUUUACUUAUAAUUGUAUUUAUUACUUACCAACAUACCAUCUAUGCAAUGUGUAAGAUUGUUUCAAUCACUUUAUUAUUAUUUUAGUCAUUCAAAAACUUACAAAAGUGUUUACAGAAUGAUUUGUUAAGUGUUUAUUAAUUUAGCCAAGUGUUAUUAUUAAUAAUUUGAUAUGCUGCAUAUGAACCGUAAAAAUAAUAAUCAUGUCAUCAACUCCAUUAUUAAUAAUAUAUAUAUAAAAUAUCUAGAAAACAU
Messenger RNA from Saccoglossus kowalevskii, 3463 nucleotides. RefSeq names its product serine/threonine-protein kinase 17A-like. Lineage: Eukaryota; Metazoa; Hemichordata; Enteropneusta; Harrimaniidae. Gene Ontology annotation, cellular component: nucleus. The record is from RefSeq and is a predicted model, not a curated record. Gene Ontology annotation, molecular function: protein serine/threonine kinase activity; ATP binding. Gene Ontology annotation, biological process: positive regulation of apoptotic process; intracellular signal transduction; protein phosphorylation.